Messenger RNA from Entelurus aequoreus (snake pipefish), 11452 nucleotides. It is a transcript of the gene obsl1a, whose product is annotated as obscurin like cytoskeletal adaptor 1a. NCBI's taxonomy places the organism in Eukaryota, Metazoa, Chordata, Actinopteri, Syngnathiformes, Syngnathidae. The record is from RefSeq and is a predicted model, not a curated record. Gene Ontology annotation, molecular function: protein binding. The transcript has 25 exons. The coding region runs from base 104 to 6646 and encodes 2180 amino acids.
CAGAUACAGUAUGCUGCCAGGCUGAGAAGGCAGAGCAGGUGUGCUUUCAAGGCAACAUUAAAAAAGGUCCAACUUCCUCAUUCCACAACAAAAGAGUGACAUCAUGGACAUUUUUGGAGGUGCCCCUCGUGUUUUGGGCUACUCGCGCCCUGUGGUGGCACAGUGCGGAAAAGACGCCACUCUCAGGUGCCACAUUGGCGGGGACCCUCGCCCUGACGUGAUUUGGGAGCAUAACAAUGUCCAGAUUGUGACCGAUGGACGGUAUAAGAUCUCAGAGGAAGGAAAGUUCUACCUGUUGGGCAUCAGCGAGGUGACUUUGGAAGAUGCUGGUCAGUACAUCUGCAAAGCUAGAAACAGUGUUGGGGAAACGUAUGCCAAAGCUUCCCUCAAGGUGGAGGUAAAUGAUCAGCAAGUAGAUAUGAAUGGUGUAGUGGCAGAAAAUGGGCAUGUAAAUGGGCACAGCACAAUCCAAAAUGGUGACCACAGAAAUAAGAAGGGAGGUCACUUGCUUGACCAGGAGGAUGACUUCACGUCUGAUGACAAACCAAGGUUUCUUAUCAAGCCCUUGUCAUUGCGAGUGUACAGAGGAGAAGACGCUGCCUUCUCUUGUAAGGUCUGGGGGAAGCCAGUGCCAGAGGUGGUGUGGGAAAAAGAUGGCAAGAAACUGAACGACAUUUUCGAGAGCUCCCACUUCACUGUUAGCAGUCAAGACGGUGGAUGGUUCCAGCUUAAGAUCAAUCGAACGCGUAUGCCUGACAAAGGAGUCUACACCUGCAAGGCAAUCAACUGCGAUGGCGAGGCCCUGGCUGGGGCAGUCCUCCUUGUUGAGCCUAUGCCAGAGCGAGAGGACAGAAAAUUAACCAGUCAGCCAAAGGUCAGAGGCAAGCUUAGUUUGUCGAGGCUCAAGGAAGAGUCAUCAGUCAGUGCAUCUAAAGUCAAGAAGUUUGUGGUGGCAGAGGGAAAACAUGCCAAGUUCCGCUGCUCUGUCACAGGAAAACCAAAGCCAGAAAUAAUCUGGAAGAAAGAUGAGGUUAUCCUAGAGCCCGGCAGACGCCAUCUCAUAUUCGAGGACCGAGAAGGCUAUUACACCCUAAAGGUUCUGUACUGUAAAGUUCAGGACACAGGGCUGUACGUGUGUGCAGCAUCCAACGCCCUUGGAGAUACUCUCAGUGCUGUUCAUCUGUCUGUCAAAGGCUCUCAUGUACGAUUCAGGCGUCCGUUAAAAGAUGUGGAAGCAAGGGAGAGGGACGUUGCUGUACUGGAAUGUGAGGUUCCCGAUGACUCUGUUCCAAUCACCUGGUAUCUGGAGGACCACAGGCUCAUGCCUGGUAGCAAAUAUGGGAUCGAGCAGCAAGGUACCAGGCGGAAACUCACCAUCCAAGAUGUGGGAAUGGACGAUGAUGGAGUGUAUCUCUGCGAGAUGCCAGAUGGGGCUAAGAGCAUAGCAGAGCUGUUGGUCAAAGGUAAAAUAGUGCGUAAACUUCCACGAAAGGUGGAGGUGUUGGAGGGCGAGAAUGCCACAUUUUGUGUGGAAGUGGAGGACGAUGACAUGGAGGUCCACUGGUUCAAAGACGGUCAAAAAAUGUAUGAAACACAUCAGGCAAUCCUCAAGUCUUUUGGAAAAACGCACAUUCUGGUCUUUGUCAAUGUGGCCCACCAAGACUCUGGGGUGGUGACUUUUAUCACGGGGAGAUCCAAGACUUCGUCGCGCCUCAAAGUCAGAGCCACAAGACACUGCCCACCGAUCUGUCCUGUUGGAGUCAAAAUGGAUGUGGAUGGUCCAAACGGAGCCCUGCUCUCCUGGGUUCCUGCGCCAAACAGCCAGACAACGACUCGCUCCAUUUGUGUGGUGGAGAGACAAGAAGUGGGCUCACAGGAGUGGCAGAAGUGCUUCACCUCUGGGACUGCCACCUCAACUGAGGUCUGCGGCAAUGGUGUACCGCAGGAGGGAGACUACCGUUUCAGGGUCUGUUGCAUCAACAAGUAUGGCCGCAGUGGCCAUGUGGAGUUUCCAAAAGUUGUACAUCUUGUUCCAGGACCAAAGAUUUAUAGUCAGCUUCAGGGCCUCGAGGUCACAGAGGGACAGGAUGCUGUCUUUUCCAUCGGGCUCUCAAUCCCAAUGGCUGGUUCCUGGUUUUUGAACAGUGCCCAGCUGCAAAACGGUGGACGGUACUCAAUAAAACAGUCCAAAACACAGCAUACAUUAGUUAUCCAUGAAACUGUCUCUACCGAGGAUGAGACAGAAAUCACAUUCAUCGCCAACGGGGUGCGAGAUUCCGCCAUUCUCAAAGUAAAACCCGCUGUGGUGAAGUUCGGCCCUCUUUUGGAAUCUGACAUGAGCAAGAAGGUGGAGACCGGUGACGUGAUUGUGCUCUACUGCGAAGUCUCCUGUCCCUCAGCUAAAGUAAGCUGGUUUAAAGAUGGAGAGGAGCUGCAGGCGAGUGACCGCCUGAAGACCCAAUCAGAUGGGAACAUGAGGAGAAUUGUGAUUCACUCAGCUGAGAAGCAGGACACUGGAGUUUACACGUGCCAGACAUCAGGCAAUGUCAUUUCAUUCACUGUUGAGGUUGCAGGUCCUACAGUGGAGUUCAGUCAAGCUCCUGAAGAGGAGCUCCUUAAGAGCAGUAUGGAGCUAGACCCGGUGGUGCUCCUCUGCCACGUCUCCAGAGACGAUGCUGAAGUUGUGUGGUUUAAGGAUGGUCGUGAAAUUGAAGCCAGUGACAACAUCACUCUGCAGGCAGAGGGAACACUGAGGAGGCUGAUCAUCCGCUCAGCCGAAACCUCAGAUGCAGGCAGCUACACCUGCCAAGCAGGAAACAACAGCAUGGACUUCACUGUCGAUGUUAAAGAGCCCCCAGUGAUGAUCGUAAAUCCUAAAGACGAUGUCGUGAUGGAGCGUUACAUUUCUGAGGACAUUGAACUGCAGUGCGAGUUGUCUCGUUCUGGCGGAAAGGUGCAGUGGUUCAAAAAUGGCGAGGAGGUGGAGGAGGGCAGUAAUAUCCAUUUGUUAAAAGAAGGUCCCUAUAGGAUGUUGACCAUUCUCAACAGCACAGUGGAGGAUGGGGGGGAGUACAUCUGCGAGACAAAUGGGGACUCUGUAUUUUUCCAACUAACUGUCACAGAACCCCCUGUACAGAUCAUUUCCCCCACUGAGUCGGUGCUUGAACUUACUCAAUCGGCUUCCACAAAGCUACAGCUCAGAUGUGAGAUCUCAAGUCCAGAAGCUCAUGUCACAUGGUACAAAGAUGGCCUGGAAGUAGAGGAGGGUCAAAACCUCAUUCUAGAGGUAGAUGGUGCAAAACGUCAGCUGGUUAUCCCUUUGGCCUCUGUAAAGGACGCAGGAGAGUAUUUGUGUGACACUGAAGAUGACUCCGUUACCUUCAUGGUGACUAUUAAAGAGCAACCAGUGGCACUUUCAUGUCUUGAAAACACACUUAAGGAACUGGAGAGUUUUGCAGGGAAGCCAAUCGUGUUGGAGGUCCAGGUGUCACGCCCAAAUGCAGGUGUGAAGUGGCUCCUAAAUGGGCAAACAAUAAAAGAGAGCAGCUCUGCAACCAUGACAGAGAAUGGUUUAAUCCGUCGUUUAACAAUCCACUCUCCUUCUGUGGAGGAUUCUGGCACAUACAGCUGUGAUGCUGUAAACGACAGACUUGACUUUCAGGUCCAAAUUUCAGAGCCCCCAGUGAAAAUUUUAAGGAAAUCUGACAUCGACACAAACCUCAAAGUACUGAGUUCUGAUGACAUCGUGUUAGAAUGUGAGCUCUCCAGUACCGAUGCCAAAACCAAAUGGUACAAGGAUGGCAGUCGUAUUGAGGGUGAUGGAAGAUUCUGUGAGGAAGAGGAAGGCGCUUUCCGCUCACUCGUCAUCCUCAAUGCUGAGCUUGGAGACUCAGGAGAAUACUUUAUGGAUGCUGGAGAUGACAACAUUAGCUUUCUGGUUACAGUGCAAGAACCUCCAGUAGCCAUUUUGGGCAGCUCAAAAGAUGCAGGCUACCAGGAAAUGACAGCAGGUGAUGACUUGAUCCUGGCUUGUGAGGUGUCCCGUGCAAAUGCUUGUGUUCAGUGGUACUGCAAUCACAGACUGCUGGUCAAUGACUCUCGUACCUAUAUUGAAUGCAAUGGUACUUUAAGGAAAAUCAUCAUCUCUAACGUUCAAUCUUCGGAUUCUGGAAAGUACCUCUGUGAUGCCGUGGAUGAUAAGAUGAUCAGUAUUGUAAGGAUUCAAGAACCUCCGGUGAGGUUCAUAAAUAAGGAAGAUGACAUUGUUGUGACUAGUUAUGAGGCAGAAAGUGUGACCUUGGCGAGCUGCGUGUCCAAGGAGCAUGCUCUGGUACGCUGGCUCAAAGACUGGACACCAGUUGAAGGUGAGCGUUUCCAGGUACUCACUGAAGGACAUAAGCGUACCCUCACCAUUGCACCUUUGAGGCGCUCGGAUGCUGGAGAGUACACCUGUGAUGUCAGCACUGACCAAAUUCAUUUCAGCCUGCUGGUAAAAGAAAUGAGAAUCAAAUUUUUAAGGCCCAUUGAAGACACCGUAGCUCACGCCGACGGAAUGGUGACCUUUCGCUGUGAAGUGUGCAAGCCAAAAGCGGAUGUGCAGUGGUUGAAGAAUGGUGUUGAGGUUGCUCCGAAUCGAAGGUUCUCCAUUCGAGCAGAUGGAGUUGAGCGAAGUUUGACCAUCCAUCGUUUGACAAGAGAAGAUUCUGGGGAAUACGCCUGCGAGUCCAGAGAUGACAGAACGGCAGCGAUGCUUGCAGUACACAUGCCCCGAGUGGUGGAGUUCCUUACUGAGCUCCACAACACAACUGUUCUUGAAGGAGAAGAUGCUACCUUCAAGUGUGUGGUUUCGCCUGAGGAUGUACAGCUGGUCUGGUUCAUGGAUAACGAGGUGAUCAGCCACGGUGACCGUUUUCAGGUGACAAAAAAUGGUUUGUGCCACACCUUACUGAUCAGGAUGUGCCGGAUGCUGGACUGUUCUAAAAUCACAGCUGAAGCUGAAGGAACAACAAGCCAAGCAAACCUCAGAGUCCAAGAGGCUCAGGUUAUGUUUACAAAGAAAAUGGACGCUGUCAUGGCAGAAGAGUUUGAUGAUGCCACCCUGGAGACAGUGAUCAGUCUUGAGAUAGGUGAGGUGCAAUGGAUGAGGCAAGGGGUGGUCAUCCAGCCUGGGCCCCGUUAUACACUCACCCAAGAUGGCUGUAAACGUAGUCUGACCAUUCACAAUUUAAAUCUGUCGGACCACGGAACCUACCGCUGCGAGACUCUGCACGACAGGACCCUGGUCAAGCUAAAUGUAGAGCCCCGCAAAAUCUCCACCCGUAAAGGCCUGACUGAUCAGGAAACCUUUGAACACGAGACAGCGUCUUUCGAGGUGGAGUUGUCCCACAGUGACGUUGAGGGCAUAUGGCAAAAGGGUGGUAUUAGAGUGAAAUCAAACAACCAGUUAAGAGUGAGCUCCAAUGGGCAAGUUCAUAGCCUCACCCUUUCUAACCUCACUCUGGAGGACACUGGUACCAUUGUCUUCUCUGCCGAAGGGGUGCGGACCACUGCCAGGCUAACAGUCAAAGAGACUCCAGUGACCAUUUUGAGAGCUCUGACUGAUGUCCGUGUCGAGGAAGAAUGUCCUGCCCUUCUGGAAUGUGAAUUCUCUCGACAUAAUAUUGACGUCAGAUGGUUCAAGAGUGGGACCGAACUAAAGCCAGGUACGAACUGCCGGAUCUACUCCAUGGGGAGGAAGAAGUUCUGUCAUAUUCUACAGUGCUCUGUGGCGGAUGCUGGUGUCUACACAUGUGAUGCAGGGGAAAUCAAUACUAUCUGUUCUGUGGAGGUUUAUGAGCAUGAGCUGACCAUUGUGCGGGAUCUGGAGGAUCUUUACAUUCAGGAGGACCAGAACGCAGUCUUUAUGUGUGAGGUUUCCCGAGAGGACGUGAGCGGAGAGUGGUAUAAGGACGGCCACAAGAUUCGGCCCACCUGCACCAUCAAGACCCGCACAGAAGGCACCAAACACUUCCUGCUGAUGUGCAGCGUAAAAGCUGAAGAUGCUGGAGAAAUACGCUUUGUGAGCAGAGCUGUUGAAUCUACAGCUUACCUGGAAGUAGAAGAACUUCCGGUGUCCAUCGUCAAACCAUUACGGGACAGAACCGCCUUGGAGAACCACCGAGUCAUCCUGGAAUGCACCGUUUCUUCCCCUCGAUGUAGCGCCACCUGGUACCGGGGCAAGGAAAGGCUCGAGCCCUUAGAUCGGGUAGAAAUCCUGGCAGACGGUUGCUGCCAUAAAUUGGUCAUCCAGCAGGUGGCGCUAAAGGACGAGGGCACUUAUAGCAUUGAAGUUGGCGAGCACACAUCUAGAGCCAAACUCUUGGUGGAAGCUCAGGAGCUGGUGAUGGUGCGAGAGCUGGAGGACGUAGACGUAACGCGAGGCCAACCGGCGUCUUUCCAGUGUGAGGUUUCUGUGGCUGUAAGCAAACCCCCGUUUUGGACGCUGAACGGCGAGGGCCUUCAGCCUGGGCCCUCAGUCCGCCUGGAGAGCCAGGACACUGUCCACCAGCUGACCCUGAAGACCACCAGUCCGGACAUGAGUGGCGUUGUUAAGUUCAACGUUGGCAAGGCAAGGAGCAGCGCAGUGCUCAGCGUGACGGAAGCUUAAAUGCUCCUAUUUUUUUUUUUACAGUAAUAUUUAUUUCCCUAAACAAAUUGACUAUUACAAUCUAAAUUAAAGCUGCAAGCAGCGAUGGACGGGACCGACUUUGAGGGCUCAUAAAAUCCAAACCGUAGCAGUAAUUAAAACUCUUUCAUCAACUUUUAAUCAGAAGGGUUCAAUCUCUCUCCUGUGCUGAUUUGAAGCCGACACGACAAACGCGCUCAGAGGAGAUAAUGUUUGAAAAAAUGGUGACUGUUUUUACUCAACUUUUGUUUUGAAGGGGGAAUUGCAAACUUCCUGUAGAUUUUUGCUGGGGGUUGUCAGUGUAUGAAAUAUAGGUCUAAGUGAAACCUACAUAGAGGUUUUUGUUUCAUGUCUCUACGACAUUCCUACUGGGAGUUAGAGGCAGUUUUGUCUGUGUUUUCUUCCUAGGGGGCGCUAGAGCGCAAUUUGGAGUUUGGUUUUUUGAUUAAAUCACAAUUUUCAAGCAUGUUAAGGGGGUCAAAUUACAGCUCAAAGAGGCGGCGGUAUAAUAAUAAAACGCUAGAAAUACAAUAGAGUCAUCUGUCCCAAAGGGACUUGGUCCCUAAUAAAACAAACUCCAAAAUGCUAAUAUGUUUAUUUCCUGUCAUCUUAUUUAGAAUCAACAUUGCAUAAAACAUUGGUUUUAUUUAGCGUUUACGGUGUUACAGUUCAUGUUUAACUUGAAAUGACAUGAAUCGUGAGUACAAUAACAUACAAUAUAUUGCCAAAAGUAUUCGGCCACCUGCCUGGACCCACAUGUGAACUUGAAGUGCCAUCCCAUUCCUAACCCAUAGGGUUCAAUAUGACGUCGGUGCACCAUUCGCAGCUAUUACAGCUUCCAACUCUUCUGGGAAGGCUGUCCACAAGGCUGCGGAGUGUGUUUAUAGGAAUUUUCCACCAUUCUUCCCAAAGUGCAUUGGAUGUUUGGUCGAGAAGGCCUGGCUCUCAGUCUCCGUUCUAAUUCAUCCCAAAGGGUGUUCUGUCGCAGUGGUCCCCAACCACCGGGGCCGCACAAAAAAAUAAAAUAAAAUAAAAUAAAAUAAAAUAAAAUAAAAAAUAAAAAUAAAAUAAAAAAUUAUUAAAUCAACAUAAAAAACACAAUAUAUACAUUGUAUAUAAAUAUGGAUCAAUACAGUCUGCAGGGAUACAGUCCGUAAGCACACAUGAUUGUAUUUCUUUAUGGGGAAAAAAAAUAAAAAUAAAAAAAUAAAUCAAUUUUUUCAAGCGUCCGCAGCUACAAAAAGGUUGGGGGCCACUGUUCUAUCGGGUUCCGGUCAGGACUCUGUGCAGGCCAGUCAAGUUAAUCCACACCAGACUCUGUCAUCCAUGUCUUUAUGGACCUUGCUUUGUGCACAGUCAUGUUGGAAGAGGAUGUUCUCACAAGGUUGGGGGCGUGGAAUUGUCCAAAAAUGUUUUGGUAUUGUUGCGUUGACCAGCAUUCCUCCAAUGGGGAAUUCAAAUUGCUAGUCUCUCCCAGAUUCUUUUUAUGGCAAUACGCUGAUGUUUAUAUUCAAUCACCAGGCAGAAGUUGGUAUUUUGUAGUUUAUUCUCAAAGCUUAGAGGACAAACCUGAGACCAACCCAGCACCCAAGCGUUUCCUAGCCCGGUCCAGAUCGGUCUACCAAAACCCCGGAACUCCUGUCUACUUCCUCCUUCUCCUGCCCCCCCCCCCCCCACCUGCUGUUUAGACUACUCCGAGUUAUCUCUACUCUGACACAUUCCAAUCUAGAAGGCCAACACCUUACUAUGAGACUCAAAAGAAGGAAGAAUACUAGCUAUUCUUUAUAUGACUAUAGGAGUUUAGAAAGAAGUAACACUUAAAUAUGGUUAUGCUUCCAACAGUAUCCUGGAGCAUUCAAACUAAGGGGCCAAGCCCAACUCCUGAGAAACAACCCCACACCAUAAUUCCUCCUCCACCAAAUUUCACACUCUGCACAAUGCAGUCCGAAAUGUACCGUUCUCCUUGAUUCUGAUCAUUUGGAUGGGUGGCCAAAUACUUCUGGCAAUAUAGUGUAGAUGUUUCAAAUAGACUGGGGAUAUUAUCUCCUGCUCAUUUCCUAAGUUCACUCCCCUACAAAGACAUGAACAUGUUGUACGGAAGGUUUAACUGACACAAAAUAUUACAAAAAAAUUCAGAAAAAUGAAUAAAAAGGUUGUAAAAUAAUUUGUAUUUGAGUGAAUUAGCCAUUUUGUCCGUACCAACCAGCAAUACUUCUGAACGGGGCUGCAGAUUAAUCGAUUAGAACAGCCAUUCUCAAACUGGUACGCAGGCUCCAUCUAGUGCAGGGGUGUCCAAAGUGCGGCCCACAGGUAAUUUUUUAACGGCCCCACGGCACAUUCUAAAAAAAAAAUAAAAAGUGGUAUAAAAGAGCAAACAGGUGGAAUGUAACAAGAAAAUGUUGCAUUAUUUACUCUAAUAACACAAAGCUGCCAUGCAGGCUGUUUCUUUCUUUAAAAAAUAAUAAUGAAUCAAAAUCAAUGUCAUGAAUUAUUGACCUAUUCAAGGCUCCAAUUACUUCACAUUAAAUAUUCCACUUUGAGAUAUUUUGGGGGGAAAAUGUUGCAUAUUUUUUGGUUGCCAUUUAAAAAACAAAAGUUUUUUUAAAGAAGGGCCUAAAACGAACAAAGAAAAAACACAAACAACAAUAAAACUUAUAAUUGACGGAUAGAUCUGAAGUUGACUUGGAGACUAUUGUGGUAAAAGUUUAAAAAAAAUGUUGGAUUAAUUUUUUUAAACUUUACUGAGCAGUACCCAAUAAUUUGUGGGAUUUUUUAAAAAAAAUUUUUAAGUGUCAUUGCUCAAAAAAAUAAUGAAUUAAAAUCAAUGUUAUUAUGAGUUAUUGACCUUUUUAAGACUCCAAUUAUUACAUAAUCUCAAAUUUUCCACUUUAAAAAAAUUUGGGGGGGAAAAUAUUGCAUAUUUUGGUUUUUUUUUCCAUAAAAAAACACGGUUUUCCUUGACAAAAAUGGCAUACAACGUAAAACUUUGAAAGCGUUUUAUUGACAGAUAGACCUAAUGUUGAUCUAGAGAUUUAAACCUUGAAUAAUAAUAAUAAUAAUAAUAAUUAAAGCUGCAAGCAGCGUUGGUCGGGUCCGCAUUUUGGCAGGUGCUAGUCCUAGGUGUCCCAAUACUUUUGUCCAGUGGUAGUCCUGAGUGAGACCUACAUAGAGGUUUUUGUUUCGUGUCUCUACGAUAUUUGUACUGGGAGUUAGAGGAAGUUGUGUCUGUGUCUUUUUCCUAGGUGCCGCGGCACAGUGGUUGUUUUCUUUGAAGGCGUGUAAAAUCACAGCAGCGAGCAACUUUAGUGCUGCGGGUCUUUGAAGGCUCGUAAAAUCAAAACGGUAGCACCUUCCAAAGCGCCGUCGUCAACUUUUAAUCAGAAGGGUUCAAUCUCUCUCCUGUGGCAGUUUGAAGCCGAAACGACAAACGCGCUCAGAGGAGAUCAUGUUUGAUGUUUGGUGACCGGUUUUAACAAAAAUGUAGUUUUGAAGGAGGGAUUGCAAACUUCCUGUUGAUUUUUGCUGAAGGAUGUCAAUCUAUGAAAUGUAGGUCUAUGCGAGACCUACAUAGAGGUAUUUGUUUCAUGUCUCUAAGGAGCUCUGAGGAGCAGUUUUUUCUGUUUUUUGCAAAAAAUUAUGUAGAGCACAAUUUUGAGUUUUGGGGUUCGGUUUUUUUUUCAGAUGGCAAUAUUUAAAUGUCCCAAUGUGUCUAAGAAGUUUGGUGAGUUUUGAAGUAUUUUAAGGGGGUCAAAUUAGAGGUCAAAGACGUAAAAAGGAGUGUUUUUAGUACAUGUUUGUCUAAAAUGGGAAAUUGCCAACUUCCUGUUGGUUUUUGCCCGAGGAUGUGUCAUUAUGAGUUGUAGGUCUAAGUGAGACCUACAUACAGGUUUUAGUUUCAUGUCUCUACGACCUUCCUAGUGGGAGUUACAGGCAGUUUGUUUUUGUUUUUUCCUAGGGGGCGCUAGAGCGCAAUUUUGAUUUUUGGGGUUUGGUUUUUUGACUAAAGUGUGCUGUCACAGUUUGUCUAUGUGUGUGUAAAAUUUGGUGAGUUUUGAAGCAUGUUAAGGGGGGCAAAGUAGUGCGCAACGGUGCGGAAGAAUAAUAAAAAUAAACAUUACAAUUUCAAUAGGUUCCUUUGUACCCAGUAUAAAGGACUCCCUGUGGGAGUCCUUUAUACAGGGUACAUGCGGACCCUAAUAAUAAAAAUAAUAAUACUAAAUAAUGACACAUUUGUAAUAUUUUUUUUGACCAAAACCUUUUGGGGUCCCCGGGAUCAAGUCUGAGUGGAGGCCUAAAUGCAUCUUUUUUAUACAUAUAUUGUAUUGUUUUUUAAAAUAAAAAAUAUCAAAAUGGCCCCCGCUUGCUUUGAUUUUUCAGUGUGCGGCCCUCAGUGGAAAAAGUUUGGACACCCCUGAUCUAGUGCUAUGCCAAAGAAUCAAUUAAAUAUUCAAACACAGUGUUACUGUUCAAACUGUGUCAUGUUACAGUGGCCAAAACAUGUAAAAUAUCCUUAAAUAAAACCCACAGCCUUGUUUUUAAUGAACAUUAAGACUGACUACGUUACUGUAUUUUAAGGUUGGCCAUAAUGCUGGUACUUGGAGUGCCAGGUUCCCCCCCCCCCCGAGGUGGUACUUGGUGAAAAAAAGUUUGAGAACCACUGGAUUAGAAAAAAAGCUUUGAUUUAUUUCCUGUUGAUUCGAUUAAUCGUUUAAUGAGUACACGGAAAAAUGUAAGCAUGCGGGGGCCAUUUUGAUAUUUUUCAUUUUCAAACCUUAACAAAAUAUAUGC